AUGACUUCUGGGACAUAUGGUAGUACCAGCGCUGUUCUUAUGCCUUCUCUUCCGCGGGCUCAUCAAUGUCAUAUUUCUACCGGUGCAUACCAUGACCUAUUAAUGGCUGAGAGUUUUCAUUCUGUCGUCGUCCAGGCUCACCUGGCUGGUGUGGGCGGUGGCGUCAAGGGGGCGUCGAAAAGUGAGGCCAUAGGGUCCACCCGUUUCCCCGGGAUCUUUGCUAGGGCCAUACCCGAGCCGGUGGCCGAGAUCCUGCAGGACCGUGAAGCGUCAUUGGAUACGCCUCAUGAUUAUUGUCGAAUCAUUCUUGAACCUCUGUCAGCUCUUUCAAACACACCGCAGCACCCACGAAGAUCUCACCGCUCUUCAGACUGGACGUCUUCAGCAGACCGCAUCUUCAGCUUCAGCUGUGCAUUAUAUACCGUGUAG
Molecule: messenger RNA, 429 nt
Organism: Bipolaris victoriae FI3
Lineage: Eukaryota; Fungi; Ascomycota; Dothideomycetes; Pleosporales; Pleosporaceae
Exons: 1
Coding region: 1-429 (142 amino acids)
Source: RefSeq, a predicted model, not a curated record